AUGACGCCCACCCACCAUUUUGAAAAUUUAACCACUGAAUCUAACUAUGAGGUAAACACCCCCGAAUGUGGAACACUCAUCCAAAACGAAGAAGUUAUAACCACUCAAGUAGAUUCUGCAUACAUCAACAUUCUCAGUGACAUAACUGUUCUACGUAAAGGUAUGUUAGAACUUGCUGAAGAAACCUACACCUUUAGACUGGCUGAUCACAAUCUAGAAAAAAUAGAAAUUGGUGCUUUCGAUAAUCAAAACAAAAUAACUUUCGUUGCUUCUGGUACCUUUAAAAAUUUGAAAAUUGCUAUACUUGUUUUAAGUUACAACGAAAUUACACACAUUGAAGAAAAUGCCAUCACCGACAUGCCAAACUUGACCGUGGUUCAUCUACAUCGGAAUAAAAUUGUUAAAUUCCAUGAUAACUCUUUCGUUAAUACGCCAAAAAUAUGUUUUUUUGAUAUACAAUAUAACGAGUUGAGAGAAUUGGGUGAAAAGUGGUUUAGUUUUAUGGAAAAAGAAGAAGCGCUGGUUCUUCAAUUAGGGUGGAACAAUAUUGAAAAAAUACAUCCAAAAACCUUCGAUGGGAUAAGCAUUCGGAGUUUGGAUUUAAGCCAUAAUAAAUUGAAUGAAGUUCCAGAAGAAAUUUUUACAGAAAGUUUAACUGAGUUGUCGCUGAAUAACAACACAUUGGAAGAUCUACCGGAUGCUUUUUUCCAGCUGAAAAACUUGACGGCACUCGAUAUUAGCGGCAAUUCUCUCAAGUGUGUUAAUGGUCACAAUUCUAAUAACUUGAUCACAUAUGAAUUAACAUUUUCGGAUUUGUAUUCAACAGAAAAACUAUCAGGGAACGUUAUAAACGUUGACAACAACAUCUCUGCAGUGAGUGUUUUAGAAAAUUUGCCCGAACUCCGCAAGGGCAUGUUAAACAUAACUUACCUCAAUUACCUCUGCAUCGAUAACGUCAAUUUACAAUACAUGGAGGAAGGAGUUUUUGAUAACCAAAAUAUUAGCCUAAUUUCACUUGAGGGUAAUAAACUGGCUAAAAUCCAGUCAAGAAUAUUCGACAAUCUUCCAAUAAUAUUUCUGAGUUUAAGUGGAAACGAAAUUAAUUUCAUUGAGAACGGAGCAUUUAGAAACAUGCUAAGCCUGCGCGAGUUGAUAUUAUCUCAGAAUAAGCUUACACAAAUUAGUCCUGGUUAUUUUGACAAUACUCCCCACAUACUAUAUUUCGACGUCAGUUCCAAUGGGAUAACUAAAAUUGAAGAAGGAAGUUUUAGUUUUUUAAGCGACGAGUAUCUAACGAUUGUAAUUGACGACAACGCAGUUGAGAAAAUUCAUCCCAAAGGUUUCGAAAACUUAAAUAUAAUCGAGCUAUCUUUUUUGAACAAUUUAGUUCGGGACGUACCCGUGGAAUUAUUUACGAAAAACAAGAUUGGCAUGUUAGUGCUGAGUUCUAACCAAAUCGAAGAAUUUCCGGAUAUUUUUAGUGAAGGGAUUAAUUCAACUGUGAAAAGGAUCGUGUAUUAUACAGCAGACAUAAAACCAGUGCCACCACAUUGCCACCAUUUGCUUGACCAUGAAUAUAUGUGGGACAACGGAUUUCCCAGCAAACAGGUGUUAUAA
Messenger RNA from Zophobas morio, 1617 nucleotides. RefSeq names its product leucine-rich repeat-containing protein 15-like. The coding region runs from base 1 to 1617 and encodes 538 amino acids. The transcript is spliced from 4 exons. NCBI's taxonomy places the organism in Eukaryota, Metazoa, Arthropoda, Insecta, Coleoptera, Tenebrionidae. The record is from RefSeq and is a predicted model, not a curated record. Gene Ontology annotation, molecular function: protein binding.